CAGUGCACAGUCGCCGCCGCUCCGUUUCCAAGCAGUGAGGUGGAUAAUGAAAGCUGUUUUCAGCUUCUCUUGUUACACUUUCACAGACUGAAUUUGCUACAAGACACAUAUUUUAGCUGCACAACACCUAACUGAGUCGCUAGGCGUAGGUUUAGAAUGCCUUUUGAAGACUUUGAAGGUAGUGCUGUGUCUUCUUGAGCUUCUCCAGACAUCAGAGAGAUCUGCAGAACCUAGAUGUUUGGACAUGGCCGUCCCCAUAGCCGUGUUGGACUGCGACCUUCUGCUACACGGCCGCGGCCACAAGACCCUGGACCGCUUCGACAUCCACACGGUCUCCGAUGACUUCCUGUUGACCACCUUUGGCUUCCCGAGGGACUUCAUCUACUUCUUGGUGGACCUGCUCGGGGACUCGCUGUCCCGCCGCACCCAGAGGUCCAGAGCCAUAAGCCCCAGUGUGCAGAUCUUGGCCGCCCUGGGCUUCUACACCUCCGGCUCCUUCCAGACCCGCAUGGGCGACGCCAUCGGCAUCUCUCAGGCUUCCAUGAGCCGCUGCGUGACCAACGUGACCAAUGCCCUGGUGGAGAAGGCCUCCAGCUUCAUCGGCUUUGCCCGGGACAACUCCACCAAAAACCAGUCCAAGGAGGACUUCUACAGGGUGGCUGGGAUGCCUGAUGUCCUUGGGGUCGUGGACUGUGCUCACAUUGCCAUUAAGGCACCCAACGCUGAAGACCUGUCCUACAUCAACAAGAAAGGGUUCCACUCCAUAAACUGCCAGCUUGUGUGUGACUCCAGGGGUCUUCUGCUGAGUGCCGAAACCCACUGGCCUGGAAGCCUGUCGGAUGGCGAGGUGUUCAAACAGUCAUCCGUGAGGAGCUUCUUUGAAGAGCAGGAGAACCAUGAAGGAUGGCUCCUAGGUGACCGCCUCUACCCUCUGAAGAAGUGGCUGAUGACGCCUCUGCAGUACCCAGAAACCCCUGCUGACUUCCGUUACAACAUGGCGCAUGCUGCCACCCAUGAGAUCGUGGACCGCACGUUCCGAGCCAUCCAGACCCGCUUCCGCUGCCUAGAUGGUUCCAAGGGCUACCUGCAGUACUCUCCGGAGAAGUGUGCUCGCAUCAUACUAGCCUGCUGCGUCCUUCACAAUGUGUCGCUGCAGUCAGGACUGGACGCGUGGACCUUCGAGAGGACGGAGACCCCGGAUCAAUCGGAGGAGGGCUGCGAGCAGGUGGACGCCCCUGAUUCGGAGGCUUUCCGCAUGCGCCAGGAGCUCAUCAGCAAUCACUUCAGCUAGGUGCCAAAGCUUUCCCCUCACCACCCAACCAACAGAACCUUGCGAGCUCAUGGCAGCCAUCCUAGCACAUGGGAUCAUGGGACCUUGGCUUUGGUUAUUGCCAUGGUUUUGGGUACCUUUAAUGAUUCCUCCACUUUACGCAACAUGAGACAGGAGACCUUUCCUUUUGGGGUUUGACUUUAUCUGUUUGUGUUUACUGUAUCCAGAAGUGAUCGUUAUACCAGAACACUUUAUAUAUGUUUGAAUAUACAGUGUGUGACUGACUAGCGGUCCAAAGCAUGUGUACAGAGUUGGACUUUUCUUUAUGAAGUAUGAUUUUAUGGAAAGAAACUGAUGCCUGAAUGGUGUUAAUGUAUUAAUAAAUAGGGUAAAGAUUUCAAUACUGGAGUGGAUAUCUUAAUCUACAUAUGAAAAUUAGUCAUUCCUCAAGUGGCUAUAAUUACAGUAUAAAGUUAAACUGCCAGCUUGAUAUUUUCCAGCUGU
Molecule: messenger RNA, 1774 nt
Organism: Scleropages formosus (Asian bonytongue)
Lineage: Eukaryota; Metazoa; Chordata; Actinopteri; Osteoglossiformes; Osteoglossidae
Gene: harbi1
Product: harbinger transposase derived 1
Exons: 2
Coding region: 245-1291 (348 amino acids)
Source: RefSeq, a predicted model, not a curated record